AAACGCCUGGAAACUGUGUCACAUGUUGGAUUUUCAAAACAAUGUGGUUUUGAAGUUCUAAGCGCUUCAGUUAAAUUUGCUGAUCGUAUCACUAGCAUUGAUACUUCUAAGGUGCCACCGCUCAUUACUGUCUUGGAGAAUUGAUCCUGUAUUCAAAUAUGGCAAAAACUAACAAAAACACAACCAGGCUUAAAGCAAAAAUAUCAAAAAAGAAAUUUAUCAACACAUCAAAGAAUAAACCGGAACCAAUUAAAAAAAAAAUCAGUAAAAAUAAUGAAACAAAUAAUGAUAUCGUACUUGAGUUGAUGACAAAAUGUCCAGAACUAAAUCAAACAUUUGAAUAUAUUUUAUAUUCUAAUAAGUAUAAACAUACAUUAACUGAUGUUUUUAAUAUUAUAAAAAUGCUAUUUUCCAAGUUGGAAGAAUUGCAAAAAUGUGAUGUUGACCUUAAAAAUACUUUGGAAAAUAUUAAUCUUAAUAAUAAAAUUAAAGGUUUAAUUCAAAGUACUGCAAUUAAUUUAUCUCAUGUUGUGGAACAAUUAGAUGUAAAUGAAACUACAUUCUUAAAUUUUGCACGUAAUUUUAUCCCACCAACUAUUACAAAUAACAAUCAAAAUGUUAUUGUUGCUGAUAGUUUAGUAUCUAGUUGUGGUAGUAUACCUAUAGUAUCAGAAGAUCCUAUCGUUUCCAGUUCCCAAUCUUGUAGUAGUAAUUUUUUAGAUCAAGAAAUAAAAACUGAAAAUAUAAGUGACCAACUCAUGACAAACAUAUUUGGUGGAAAAUACACUAUAGUAUUGUCAUCAGAUGAUGAGUAUGAAGAGCACAAUGAUUAUAACAGCUGCAAGAGACAAAAUUCAACAAAAAGUAAACCUAUAAAGAAUGAUCAAGACUUAAUAAGUUAUGUAAUAGGAUCAGAUAUUAAAGGUAUGUUUGACCAUGAUAUCAUUUCACCAUCUAAACAAAGUACUCAAGAUAUUACUAUUUCAAAAUCUACAUCACGGCCUAGAAUACCAGUACAAAAAAUUAGAAAGGUUAAGCCAAAGGUAUCUGAUGAAGCUGUAGAAGAAGCAAGAAAAGCUGACUUUAAUUCAAGAAAACGGCAGAUUGUUCGAAAUAAUGAAAUGUUGAAUAUACUUAAAGAAUUUAAUAUAAAGCCACAUCAUAUAGUAUUAGAAUAUGAUAUUGUUAAAAAAAUACCAAUAGUAAAAAUCUGUAAAGAAUUAGGUAAAGUUUUAAAAAUGCAUCAAGUGGAAGGUAUUCAUUUUUUAUGGAAUACAGUUUUUGAAACUGUAGAAAAAACAAAUACCACUGAAGGGACUGGGUGUAUUUUAGCCCACCGGAUGGGCAUUGGUAAAACAUUGCAAAUUAUAACUAUAAUAUACACUAUAUUAUGCCAUAGCCAAAUUAAUUUAAAAACUUUUUUAAUUAUUUGUCCACCUGGAUUAAUUUAUAAUUGGAUGGAUGAAAUAUACAAAUGGUUAAAGGAUAUUGACACAGAUGAAGUUGUCAAAGUUUAUGAUUUGCCUAAGACACAGAAACUAUACAAUAUAACAAACAUAGCUACAUGGAAAUCUAGAGGAGGUAUUCUUAUUCUUAGUUAUGAGAACUUCAAGAGUUUGGUGAAUUGUAAACAAAGUGAUUUACGUGAAGCAUUUAGUCAUACUUUAAUUAAUCCUGGACCAGAUGUUGUUAUUUUAGAUGAAGGACACUAUAUUAAGAACACCCAAACUUUACUAUUAAAAAGUUUAACCCAAAUCAGAACAAAAAGAAGAAUAGUAUUAACAGGAACUCCUAUGCAAAAUUCUCUUAAAGAAUAUCAUACAUUGGUGGAGUUUGUUAAACCUAAUAUCCUCGGAAAUCUUACAGAUUUUGUUACAACAUUUAUCAAACCAAUUGAUGCUGGCCAAUUUAUAGACUCACAUGAUGAAGAUGUUAAAAUAAUGAAGCAACGUACUUUCAUUUUACAUAAACUGUUACAAAAUACUGUCCAUCGCAUUGAUGAUAAAAACUUAAAACCUUUAUUUACAAAUAAAAUAGAAUACACAAUAGAAGUUAAUUUAACCAAGUUCCAAUGUGAAUUAUAUGAGAAGUUCUUGCAUUAUAACAAAACAUCUAAUGAUGGUUGUAAUGUAUUUUUAUGUUUACAUGUGUUAACAUUAAUAACAUUACAUCCAUUAACAUUGUAUAGAUUGAAACAUUUUAAAAAUAGCAAACAACGUGAAUUAGGAACUGUAGUUGAUGAAAGAUUAUCAAAGGAUUUGUCAUGGAUUGAAAGUUAUGGAGAAGAUCCAAGAUUUUUUGAAGCUAAACAAAGCAAUAAAAUUGCAUAUGUCUUAAAUACAAUUGAUGAAUGUUCUAAAAGAAAUGAAAAGGUACUUUGUUUUUUAAAAUCUCCACUAGCUUUGGAUGCCUUGGAAUAUUUUUUAAAGCAAGAGAAGAAAUGGGUUUUAGGAGAAGAUUAUCUUAGAAUGGAUGGUAAAACACCGUUGUCUAUACGAAAUCAAAUGUGUGAAGCUUUUAACAACCCUGAAAAUACUGCUAAACUUUUUCUUUUAUCCUUGGGUACUGGGGUUCUUGGAUAUAAUAUGGUCGGUGCUAAUAGAGUAUUGUUACUCAGUACAUCAUGGAAUCCAAGUAAUGACUUACAAGCCAUUUAUAGAUGUUUACGAUUUGGUCAGAAAAAAACUGUUUAUGUAAACCGAUUAUUAGCUAAAGGAACUGUAGAACCAAAAGCAUAUUACAGGCAAAUUUCUAAACUAGGGAUGGCUAGCAGUGUUAUAGAUUUACAACAUAUGAGUCGAAAAGUAUCUUAUGAUCAAACUAAUGACUUAUUUACAUUUGAUUCAACAAAAAAUUUUAAUCAACUUCUUCCUAACACAAAGGAUCCUGUAUUAAACCAACUAAUCAUUUACAAUUUUGGAUCUAUUAGUGAUUUUAAAGAGCAUGAUUCCAUGCUUGUUGAGUCUGUUGAAGAACAAUUGACCAUUGAAGAACGUAAAGCUCUUUGGUUAUCAUUUAAAAACAAGCAAUUGCUAACUAAAAGUUUGAUUAAACCAAAACCACUUGCAAAGUUAUUGAAUACUGAUGAGGUUAUAUCAAAAUAUAAAACAGAUGAGUUAACUAGUUUUACAAAAAACAUCCCACCAAAAGAGCCUCAAGUUUCUACUAUUCAAUCUAAUGAAAGUCAUAGUUCUAGAAUGCAUACAAAUUUCAGCAGUGCCAAGCAAUCAAAAACAACACCUAUAUCUAAAAGAAAACCAGAAACAUUAACAAGUACUGCAGAAAUAGUGAACAAUUCAACAAAUUUAAAUGAUCAAAUUCCCAAAUUGAUUGAAAAAUCUAACCACUUCCAAAAUGUUGAACCCAUACAAAAUCAGUUCAGAAGUUUUCAACAUAGAACUUUUAAUCACCAUAAGAGGAACCGUGCAUCAAAUUUCCGAUUUUCAAAACUAUCUCCUAAUUCAUCUAUGUCAUCAGAUUUUAGAAAUCAAUCCAAUCCAAAUUUAAGAAACCAACCCUAUUCAAAUAUAAGAAAUCAAUCAAUCCAAAAUCCAUUUAGUAUAAACCCAUCUUGGUAUGCUAAUAAUCAAACAUCGACUGAAAAUAAUAUUUCAAACCGAUCUGGUAUGUCAAGAUGAAUAAGUCAAAUUAUUUCUUUGGAUUAAAUAAAUUAUUAUCCUUUAAAAGUAAUCAUCGAAUAAAAAUGUAAUACUAGUAUUUAUGAUGCUACAACACCUAAGUUUUGCAUACAAAUACUAACAGUUUUUAUGUUGUUAAGUAGUUAUUUUUAGAUUCCAAGUAUUUUCCUAAGCUAAAAUUUAAAUUAUUAAUAUGAAUUACUGUCUAUAUUUUUUUUGAAAAUUACCAUUAUUUAUUAAUUUAACAAAUAGUUAUUAAUUGAUAUUUUUAUGUAAAAUUAAUUGUAUUAUUUAAAUUAAAAAAAUAUAAUAUUUUCUAAAAGUGAAUAUUUUGUAUUUAUACUUGUAUGUAUAAUUAAAUUAACUGAAAUAAUAGUACAAAAUUUGUAUCUUUCUCAUUGAAUAUUAGUUGUAAGCUAUUAAUAUUAUUUACUAUACAUAAUGUACCAAAUAAAUAAUUGUAAUAUAAUAUACUAUAUUUAUAAUAUAUUCAUUGUUUAUUGCUUAA
This is a messenger RNA of Rhopalosiphum padi (bird cherry-oat aphid), 4146 nucleotides long. RefSeq names its product transcriptional regulator ATRX-like. Bases 159 to 3638 code for a protein of 1159 amino acids. Gene Ontology annotation, molecular function: ATP hydrolysis activity; ATP binding; ATP-dependent chromatin remodeler activity. Gene Ontology annotation, cellular component: nucleus. NCBI's taxonomy places the organism in Eukaryota, Metazoa, Arthropoda, Insecta, Hemiptera, Aphididae. The transcript has 2 exons. The record is from RefSeq and is a predicted model, not a curated record.